GAGGUGGUUGUAAUCGAAAAAGAGGACGAAGUCGGGGGAUUGGCUCGUUCCGUUACCGAUCGUCGAGGAUUCACUUGGGAUCUUGGAGUGCAUGUUACUGGUAAUUUUUUAUGCAAAGACGCUUACAUGAGACACAUCGUCGAAGAUGAUGAUAACGUUGAAGUCAAUUACGUUCCCUAUCCAGUACAAGACUCUAUACCAUACUUUCCUGAAGAGAUUAAGUUACAAUGUCUUGAGGAAAUCUCGUCCGCUUCAACGGCUCAGGAGCCAGCGAAGAACUUCGACGAGUUCACUUUGCACACAUUCGGGCCAACGCUUCAAGAGAUAUUCAUUAGGCCAUAUAAUGAGAAGGUUUGGACCGUACCGCUGGCAGAGAUGAAUUGCGUUUGGGUAGAAAAUCGUGUACCUCGCACUUGUAUAGAUGAUCUCAAGAGACGAUGCCGUCUCACAAGGGAGGAACUGGAUGCUGAGGAGGAUGACAAGACCAAAUCUAUGUUUAGGUAUCCCAGUAAUCUUCGUGGGAUUGGCGAACUGUGGAGGACAAUAGCUUCUGAGUUGCCAGAGACUUGGUUUCGACUAGGCGACCCAGUCGUGGUCCUAAAAAGUGGAGCACUCAUCAACUACGACUAUGUGAUCUCAACAAUGCCAGUUGUGGAAUUGGGAAGAAUAUCUGGACUCUGUCCCAAAAUUGCUCUGCGUCAUUCUAAGGUAGUUUUGGUUGGGAUAGGAAUGCGAAGACCACAGCCGGAAUUUACAGAACAAUUGUCUUGGCUCUAUUUUCCGCAACCGGAUAUAAUAUUUUAU
Strongylus vulgaris is the source of this 804-nucleotide messenger RNA. NCBI's taxonomy places the organism in Eukaryota, Metazoa, Nematoda, Chromadorea, Rhabditida, Strongylidae. The record is from the annotation of a GenBank genome assembly.